AUGUCGCUGCAAGAUAAGGCGUCUGAAUUCCUUGCCAGCCUCGCUGGUAAAUCCAUUCACUCCAAGCUCGGAUUCAAGCUGCUCGCUUCCGACCCGGUUCUCGACACGUUCCGCAAGCUUGGCUACAAGGUGGUCGAGUACGAUGUGCCUCCCUACCCGCUCUGGACUGCCGGCAUCAUCGCUGUGCGUAUGCUCUCGUUCAUCGUGGGUUCGGCUGCCGUUGCCUUCUUGCUCUAUCACCAGGUUGCGGUCAAGUCGCAGGCGGGCAAGUGGUUUUCGAUUCUCAGCCUGGUUGCUUCACUCCUCGCCUGGCCCAUGCUUACCGGUCGAUCGGGUGUGAUGCUUCUCGACUUCUGGCGUCCUGCUCUCGGUUUUCGCUCCUGUUUGCUGGUGUGGGAUAUCUUCCACAUCCGUACCGUCCAAGAGGUCAAAUCGUGGUCAUUUGCGCGCUUCUUUGCUCAGCUCUGGACCUUCCCAAAGGAGCUUGAUGAGAUCGCCGAACGUACUGCCGAGGAAGGCUACCAGAGAAACGCUAGGCUUGAAAACCUCAAGGGCAUGCCCAAAGUUGCGGUUGAAGCGGUUGCAAUGUUUGGUGCGCUCUACUUUAUUCCUCCCUACGAACUCACCAGAAACAUGAGCCAGCUUGCCUACCACUGCUACUGCGAUGCGCUCGGUGUCUGCAUUCUUAUGGCUCUGGCCCUCUUCGGUGAUGGUCUGCUCAAGUUGCUCGGUAUCUUGAUUGAUGUCGAGAUGGCCGACAUGUUUGAGAACCCGCUUGGCACCACCAACAUCCGUCUCUUUUGGAGCCACUGGAACCGCGCCAUCGCUACCGUACUCCAUCGUGUCGUCUUUGGCGGAGGAAAGACCAAGACGACACUGCGCAAAAAGAAGGCGGCGGCAGAGGCGCAGGCUGCCAAGAAGCAACGAUUCUCGCACAUGGACGGACUUUCCGAGACCGACGCCGGUCACACCUCGGGCGAAGAGGACCACUCGCACGCCAACGGUGAUCGCAAACGCAACACGACGGGUCUCAAGCCGCUUUCAUCGGUCAACGGUGACACGCAAGUGCGAAAGCGCAAGAACGCCAACGAGGUUACGUCUGCAGGUAAGCCGAACGGCAACGGAAACGCCAUUGCUCGCGCCGGUGGUGCGCCUGCCAAAAAGUCGUCGUUCCUGCCCAAGGCUGCUGCAGCCAUUGUCACUUUUGCCAUGAGCGGUAUCUUCCACGAGCACAUCACCUACUUUACACUCGGAUUCGCCAACGGUGAAAACUUUGUAUUUUUCCUGCUCAACGGUUUCGCCACGGUAACUGCCACCUGGUUUAAGCGCACCUAUCCGGAACUCAACGCCAAAAUCCCCACCUGGUUAUCGGUACUGAUGCUGCACGCCUUUUUCCUGGCCGUCAUCCCGCUGUUCUGCUCGCCCUUUAUCAGAUCGGGCUUCUUUGUUCAGCUCGAGGCGCUCAGGUACGAGCUCAUGCCAAUCAGGGAUCGACCUCGCGGUAGCUUCGUCUACCUGUUCGGCCAAUAG
Molecule: messenger RNA, 1530 nt
Organism: Mycosarcoma maydis (corn smut)
Lineage: Eukaryota; Fungi; Basidiomycota; Ustilaginomycetes; Ustilaginales
Exons: 1
Coding region: 1-1530 (509 amino acids)
Biological process (GO): lipid metabolic process
Source: RefSeq, a predicted model, not a curated record